Molecule: messenger RNA, 3659 nt
Organism: Ruditapes philippinarum (Manila clam)
Lineage: Eukaryota; Metazoa; Mollusca; Bivalvia; Venerida; Veneridae
Product: ankyrin repeat and SOCS box protein 8-like
Exons: 4
Coding region: 158-1015 (285 amino acids)
Biological process (GO): intracellular signal transduction
Molecular function (GO): protein binding
Source: RefSeq, a predicted model, not a curated record
AUUUCAUUGGUUCUUCGUAUUGCAAUAAACCAACCAAAAAAGUCAUAACAAAGCUGAUUCCAGCCAUCUGUCAAAAUCAGAAAAAAUUCUACUUUAGUCUGAUUGGUUGACUCAAGUUAUGCAGUAUUGGUAACACAUUGGUCAAGUUAACCAAGCAAUGUGGUUAAGAAUGGCUAAAGAACAAAGAUUAUAUGACUUAUCGGAUAGAUUAAUUAGAGCUAUAAGUAAUUGGCAGACAUUUUCUGCAGAUGAUGAUGAUGAUGUCGAACACUUAAUAGAAAGAGGAGCUGAUGUGAACCGACUACACGGAACUUUACUACCAUUACAGUGUGCGUGUAUGGUCAGUGAUAGUCUAGUGCUCCGUUUGUUGUUAAGGAAAGGAGCUAAGGUAAAUGAAUUUGAUGGGUAUGAGAGAACGGCAAUGCAUUAUGCUGCGGAGCGGGACGUUUUCUGCGUAGAAAUGCUUCUUGAAAACGGUGCCGAUAUUAACAUAGGCGAUGGAAAUGAUGACACUCCUUUACACUGGGCGACAUUCAAAAAUAAUGUACCAUGUGUAAAACUUUUACUUCAAAGAGGGGCCAAGGUCGACCCGUUAGAUUAUAACCAUGACACACCAUUAGCGUGGGCGGCUCGAAAAGGUCAUGUCGAAAUAAUACAAAUCCUUUUAGACUACAAUGCAGAUGGUCAUAUUGCUAACCUCAGAGAGUUAUCGCCAAUUGAAAAAGCGGUUCAGGUCCAAAGUAGCGGGCUUAAUACUGAAAAUGAUAAUAGAAGUCUGGACCUGUUGUUAAAGGCGACAUGUAAACUGACUGCGACCGAUUCACAGAGACGAGCAAUAAAGGAAGAUAAUCGUCUAGGAGAAUUGUUGUCGGCAAGAGUCGAGAUGCCGUGUUCUUUGCAGGGUCAUUGCCGUUAUUCAAUACGCAGGUCGUUUGGAUAUCGGUACCUACCAAAUGUUAUACCAAAAUUACCGAUACCAUCAAGAUUACGAGAUUUUAUUGCUCUGAAAUGUUGACAGUAUUAAUGAUAUUUUUUUUGUGGUGUUAAGUGGCAGCUGAAAGUAGUUUUUGUUAAGGAUGUAUUACUGAUAUGAUAGGUUUAAAUAUGUGUUUUUACCUUGCCAGUUAAUUAUUUAAAUACUUUUAUGACAAUAAACUUUGUCUCAUAAAUUUUGAAAUUUUAACACGGAAACCCUAAAGAUAAUUAACCCAAACUAUAAUUAAACUAUUCACUUUUUGUUCGCAUGAAAAUACACAUUCAGAAAAUUGUUUUGUUUUUUUAAACAAAAGGCAUAAAGUUUGGGAAACUUUCAAAUAUUUUUAGAAAUUUUGAAAAAAUCCAUAAAAUUUGAAAUUCAUAAAAGAGGGACACUUGAAACAAAAAAAAAUAGGCAAAAAAUGAUUUAACAAAAACACACUCUGAAUUAAAUCUAAAAACUAUUAAUUUUUGUCUUUGAUUCAAUCCCUUUAAAAAAGUAAGAUUCACUUUGUUACUGGGGAAAAUAAAUCUCACUUAUGAAUGGGAAAUAAUAUCUCACUGACGAGCAUGGAAAUUGUAUCUCACUGAAUGGUGGGGAAAAUAAUAAAAAAUAUCUUACUGAUGAGUGUGAAAAUACAUUUGCUGUAAAGGGGAAAAAUAUAUCUCUUUGAUAAGUGGAAAAAUAAACCUUUCCAGAGAACUGGAAAAAAUGCAUCACAAUGGCAAGUGAGAAAAAUAUAUCACAUAGUCAUAUUGGAGGAAAAAAUAUCACACUUAAUACUGGGAAUAUCAUAUCUCUUUGGAAAGUGAGAAAAACUAUAUCACAAUUAAAAUGAUAAAUAAAAUCUCACCAAAUACUUUGGAAAAAAAAAUAUAAAAAUCUCACCAACUUCUUUGGCCAAAAACCGUAUCAAGAAUUACUUUGAUCCCAUAUCAUGAGUGAAAAAAACCCAAAAGUUUUCCCAAAGUAGGACUAAUUCGGACUCAUUAUUUAUAUGAGCCGUGUCACAACAAAACCAACAUAAUGGGUUUGCGACCAGCAUGGAUCCAGACCAGCCUGCGCAUCCGCUCAGUCUUAUCAGGAUCCAUGCUGUUCGCUUACAAACCCUAUAACAAGUAAAGAAACUGAUGGCGAACAGCAUGGUUCCUGAUCAGACUGCGCGGAUGCGCAGGCUGGUCUGGAUCCAUGCUGGUCGCAUACCCACUAUGUUGGUUUUGUCAUGACGCGGCUCAUUUAUCUGUACUUUCAUUGAUGAGGUGAAUGUUGAUGUCACUCUGCAAGUCUUGUGUGUAAUGUAUGUAAGUUAUUAUUGAAUCUUUGUGUAUAUUUUUGUAUAAUUAGAUAACACUGUUAAAUCUCAGCACUUCUCUAGCUUAUAUAAGAUUUAUGACACUUUAGAAAGUGUUGUAAAUAGUGUUUUUAAGAAUAUGGGGUGACAUGUAAAAUAUAAAAACUUUAAAGCUGCAUUCCUCUAGAUGUUGGCCAAAAUUUUCAUGAAAAUCAUCCUUGACAGAAUUUUUACUCAUAUAUCAAGGAAAGUCAAGAUAUUCAGUAAAUAAUUUACCUGUUAUAUACAUUUAUGAAUGAGUUUGCAGUAUUUAUCACCUUCUUUCAAUAGGAAAAGUUCUAUCAGCAUAUUCUGACCUGUUUUUUUGUAUAUUUUAAAAUUAAGUGUAAUUUGCAAUGUAAAUUACUUUCUUUGUUUGCUUGACAAUAUUUUACCUUUUAAUACAUUUGAAAAAAAAAAAUGAAAAUAAGCAUAAAUCUGGAGGCAUGCUGCUUUAAUUAAUAAGUUAAGGGCACUUAAGGUAAACAAUAUGUAAGUAAAAUAUACUUGAGAUUGUAUUAAAGCAUGCAAAAUUAAUGAUUAGUAUUUAUUGACAAAGUAUCAAAUUAGCAAAAAAAUGAUUCUGCCAUAUACAUGAAAUGCAUAAUAUCAUAGCUUAUGAAUAUUUAGAUAUGUCUUAAACUAUUCAAGCGUAUUGGCUGUCUGCAGUUUACACAAUUUUUGUUUGAAGUUUGAUAAAAAAAAAAUACCAAAAUGAACCUGUAUGAAAGUGAUAUGUUAGUAUAUUUCUUUUUGAACGAAUGUUACAAUAAAAAUUACAUGCUAGUAUUGUUUAACUGUUUAAGACAUGUAAGACUUGCUUAAAGGUCCAUUACACCACAGUAUACCUAUAUGUUUAUUUCUCAAAAGCUAUUCAUUUUCUGGGGCCUAAUAAUAGUUUUCAAAAACUUACUCGCUAGCCGAUCCCCUGAAUCAUUUUUUUUCUUUUUGCUUCGGUUGCCUUUUAUCAAUUAGAAUAAUGAUAAUAAUUCAUUAUUUUGUAUGGAAGUCAAAAUACUACUGUAUUUACAUUUUGAUAAGUUUUUGACAAAUAAUUUCACAUUUAUCAAUACUUUUUUCAGAUAAUAAGCAUCUAACAUAUGCUCUUAAACCAUUAAUAUUAUACUGUUGAGAAACUUAUGAUUGCCCUUUCUUAAGAAUAAAACUGUCAUUUGUUUCUGUGGCAUAAUUUCUUUUUAAAAAUAUACUAUGCUCAAAUUUGAUAUUAGAGAAUAUUGAUAAUUGCUACACAGUCUCUUUGUAAAUAUAGAAUAAACACGUUUUGACUUAAUAUGAAGUAGAUAUGUUACAUAAAAAAUUCUACAGGUGGUCACAAAAUAUGAAUAUACAAUG